Molecule: messenger RNA, 177 nt
Organism: Dacryopinax primogenitus
Lineage: Eukaryota; Fungi; Basidiomycota; Dacrymycetes; Dacrymycetales; Dacrymycetaceae
Exons: 1
Source: RefSeq, a predicted model, not a curated record
GACAAGAUGCAGAGUCAGUAUAUGGGACCAUAUAUUGUUGUCAAGCAGAGAUCCGGAGGCACAUACAUAGUGGCCAAACUCAACAGUUCAAUAUUCCAGCAUAUGAUUGCCAAGUUCAGGGUGAUACCCUACCUGGCCUGGAAAGACAUGUCAAGCGCAGUGGAGACAGUCCUCUGA